AUGGCUCUUACUCUAAACCCAGUAGAUGUUCCAUCCUUCUGCACAACUCAACUCCACCUCUUGGACCAAGAACUUCAAUCUGAGCUGUCCGAAACUUCGACCCUCAUAACUGGAACCUCACCCACUUCCCUUCAGCGAGCUGGACUUGCGAUUACAAAUCUCGUUUUGAUAUCUCAAAGAACGGGAUUGGGUGGAAAAACUGUUGUUGAGCUAGGUCCCGAUCCGGCAACAUCUAGUUCUGGCUCUGGAGGAAAAGGUAAAGCUGGUAGUGGGGGUCCGGGAGAGGGUGAAUUACAAGAACAUGGGAUACGGGUUGGCGAUAUUGUGGCAGUUAGUGAACAGCCCAGUGGUAGUGCAAAGAAGAGGGAAGUCAAAGAGUUGGAGGAGAAGGGAAGUAGAGGUGUGGUGACCAAAGUAGGGAGGAGUGCGGUGUGGGUUGCGCUGGAUGAAAAUGGGAAGGGCGAGGAGAAUGUUGGAGGUAUGAAAAGAUGCUGGGUGGUCAAGCUCGCAAAUGAUGUUACGUACAAGAGAAUGAAUGGUACCAUGGGAAAGUUGGGGAAGAUGCAAGAAGCGGAAUAUUCAAAUUUCGUAAGAGUUUUAUUUGGAUUGUCAUCACCUUCGCCAGUUCCAGAAACCCUGGGGUAUGCGGGAAUUGAGUGGCUGGAUCCAAGUUUGAAUGAUAGUCAAAAGCAUGCCAUUAAGUUUGCACUUGCUUCGAGAGAGAUGGCUUUGAUUCAUGGACCACCUGGAACUGGAAAAACCCAUACCUUGAUUGAACUUAUUCUGCAGAUGCUCAAGCAGAAUCUCAGAGUCUUGGUGUGUGGGCCAUCCAAUAUAUCCGUGGAUAAUAUUGUUGAGCGACUUGCACCGCAUAAAGUACCUAUUGUACGCUUGGGUCAUCCAGCGAGACUUUUGCCAUCAGUGGUAAAUCAUUCUCUUGAUGUCCUCACACAGACUUCAGAAGCGGCUGCGAUUGUGCAAGAUGUACGAAAAGAAAUGGAUACCAAACAAGCUUCAAUAAAAAAGACCAAGAGUGGUAGAGAACGAAAAGCUAUAUAUGGCGAUCUCAAGGAACUUCGUAAAGAGUUUCGAGAACGUGAAAGGAAAUGCGUCAAUACUUUGGUGGGCGGUUCAAAAGUCGUACUUGCAACCUUGCAUGGUGCUGGGGGGUUUCAACUGAGGGAUGAGAAAUUUGAUGUUGUGAUUAUUGAUGAAGCUAGUCAGGCUUUGGAAGCUCAAUGUUGGGUACCUUUGCUGUCAGCUAGUAAAGUUGUUCUUGCCGGAGAUCAUCUCCAGUUGCCGCCAACAAUCAAAUCACUAAAUUCCAAGACUAAAACGAAAUCACAAGACACAGAGACAGAGGGUAUCAUCAAGGGGAUGACUUUGGAGACCACUCUGUUUGACAGAUUACUCAAAUUACAUGGCACUGGAAUUAAAGUCAUGCUUACUACACAGUACCGUAUGCAUGAGAAGAUCAUGAGAUUUCCCUCGGACGAGUUAUAUGAAUCAAAACUUGUCGCAGCUGAAGCAGUCAAGGCAAGACUUCUCACAGAACUACCGUAUGAUGUCGAGGAAACAGAGGAUACUAUUGAGCCCCUGAUAUUCUUCGAUACUCAGGGUGGCGACUUUCCGGAAAAGAGCGAAGAGGAGAGUGCUGAUAAGAAAGCCGGCAAGGGAAUGUUAGGUGAAAGUAAAAGUAACGAAAUGGAAGCGGUUCUCGUGAGACGACAUGUCCAGAAUCUUGUCGAUGCAGGGUUGAAGCCAGAGGAUAUUGCGGUUGUGACGCCAUACAACGCUCAGCUCGCAUUAAUGUCUCGAUCGAUGAAGGAGGCCUUUCCCGGCAUCGAACUGGGCAGUGUUGAUGGGUUUCAAGGAAGGGAAAAAGAAGCCAUCAUUGUUUCCCUCGUUCGAAGUAACAGCGAACGCGAAGUGGGAUUUUUAGGAGAGAGGCGCAGGUUGAACGUCGCUAUGACCCGACCGCGACGCUCACUGACAAUCAUUGGCGAUUCGGAAACUGUCUCGAGAGGUAGUAAAUUUCUCAAACGAUGGAUGGACUUUCUGGAAGAAAAUGCCGACUUACGAUACCCAUCCAUAGCGGAGUUGAAUUCGUAA
Botrytis fragariae is the source of this 2112-nucleotide messenger RNA. Its product is annotated as putative dna helicase protein. The transcript has 7 exons. Bases 1 to 2112 code for a protein of 703 amino acids. Gene Ontology annotation, molecular function: ATP hydrolysis activity; RNA binding; 5'-3' DNA helicase activity. Lineage: Eukaryota; Fungi; Ascomycota; Leotiomycetes; Helotiales; Sclerotiniaceae. The record is from RefSeq and is a predicted model, not a curated record.